Messenger RNA from Python bivittatus (Burmese python), 1951 nucleotides. The record is from RefSeq and is a predicted model, not a curated record. Lineage: Eukaryota; Metazoa; Chordata; Lepidosauria; Squamata; Pythonidae.
CUGGAGAAAUGGAAACUGGCAUAUCAUAUUGUGUGUGUUCAUUGUUUUUUUAUACAGACAAUGACUUGCAAGGCACAAAUAGUUCUGGAAUUUUGGGUGGUCUUGAUGUUCGUCGGCGUAUUCCUAUAAAGCUCAUCUCCAAACAGACCAACAAAGCAAAACCUGCACCACCUCGUCCUACAAGAAAUAUGAAUAGGGUACCUUCAAAGGCUGGUGAAGAAGAGUUUGACUACAAUGAAGAAGAACGGUAUGAUUGCAAAGGCGCUGAUGUAUUUAGUAACCAACGAAGGUUCCCUGGGCACCUCUUCUGGGAUUUCAAGAUAAAUUUACUUGGAGAGAAGGAUGACACCCCAGUCCAUUUCUGUGACAAAUGUGGGUUACCCAUUAAAAUGUAUGGACGGAUGAUACCCUGCAAACAUGUUUUCUGCUAUGAGUGUGCUCUCUUACAUGAGAAGAAAGGUGACAAGAUGUGUCCAGGCUGUAAUGAGCCAGUGCAGCGAAUUGAGCAGUGUGUCCGCGGGUCUCUCUUCAUGUGCAGUAUUGUCCAAGGGUGCAAGAGAACGUACCUAUCUCAGAGAGACUUACAGGCUCACAUCAACCACCGUCACAUGAGAGCUGGCAAGCCGGUAGCGCGCCCUCCGCUAGAACCCGUUCAUCCUCCUAUCGCUCCUCCUCCUGCCGAAAUCCCGGAGCGGUUCAUAAUGCCACCAGAUAAGCAUCAUCUGAGCCACCUUCCACCAAAGCAACACAUCAUGAUGCCGCCGCCACCACUGCAGCACGUGCCACACGAGCAUUACAACCAGCCACAUGAAGAUAUCCGGGCAUCCCCGGCAGAGAUGUCCAUGGCUCCUCCUCCCCCUCGUCCGGUCAGCCAAGACACCUUCCGCAUUUCAACAAGAAAGCACAGCAAUCUUAUUACUGUCCCCAUCCAGGAUGACUCAAACUCUGGUACUCGAGAACCACCUCCACCUGCCCCGGCACCUGCUCACCAUCAUCCCGAAUAUCAGGCCCAACCCGUGGUGUCCCAUCCGCAUCAUAUUAUGCCACCACAGCAACAUUAUGCACCGCCCCCUCCCCCACCUCCCCCGAUAAGUCACCCCAUGCAGCACCCUCCUCAGGCUGGAGGUACUCCUCAUCUGGUGUACAGCCAAGCACCUCCUCCUCCAAUGACCUCUGCUCCUCCACCUAUAACCCCUCCCCCUGGACACAUCAUUGCACAACUUCCACCCUAUAUGAACCAUCCUCCACCUGGGCCACCACCACCUCAGCAUGGUGGCCCACCCGUCAAUGUAAACGCCCCCCCUCCCCAUCAUUAUAAUCCUAAUGCUUUGCCAAAAUUCAGUGAAGACCAAGGAACUCUCAGCCCUCCUUUCACUCAGCCCGGGGGAAUGAGCCCGGGCAUAUGGCCAGCUCCACGAGGGCCACCGCCACCACCAAGAAUGCAAGGUCCACCUUCUCAAGCACCACUUCCUGGACCACAUCAUCCCGACCAAGCCAGAUACAGGCCAUACUAUCAAUGAUAUUAGUAGUUAUUGGAACUAAAAUAUGAUAGAAGGAUAACAUUCUAAGCAGCAGCAGCCUUUUAAUGAAUCUGACUGUUUAAGAAACUGUCUUUUCUGUUUUGCUUUGUUUAUUGGAAAGAUAAUAAACUUCUGACUGUAAAGCUCUCUGGGGAUUUAAACCUUAAAUAAUUUUUUUAAAAAGAAAACUUUGAUUGUAGGAUUCUUGACACCUGGUACCCUGUAAGCUAAGUGGCUCUGUAGUUGACAGCAGUGUUUUAAAGACUUUGUAUCCAUAGUCUGACUGAAUUGUCUCAGAGAUGAACGUUUAUAAGGCCUCCCAACAACUGAACACUUAUUGUACCACUUUAAAGUAUUUUUGUUAAAUCUGAUAGUUUUGUUUGUGAUACUUUUUUUUUGUCAACCAGUGUAUAAUUAAAUUUAAAAUAUUG